AUGGUAAUUGGUUUGCAAAAUCACGAAUAUCGUUUACAGUUGCCGUACGAUUUAUAUAUGACGAGUGCGAAAUGGUGCGAGCAACAAUUAGGUUUAAGCCUAAAUACAGUUAUUGACUGGAAUAAUUACCUACGCGAAGUAUGUGCAAUGGCUGUUGAAAUUAAACCACAAACAAAAUUAGGUGGACCGAGGAAAAUCGUCGAGAUCGAUGAAAGUCUAUUUUCGAAAAGCAAAAUUAGCAAGAUUAAUAUCUUACUGAAUUUGUUUGGUGACAAAACAUUGGAGACGAUACACCAUUUGAUAAAAUUCUAA
Messenger RNA from Macrosiphum euphorbiae (potato aphid), 312 nucleotides. Lineage: Eukaryota; Metazoa; Arthropoda; Insecta; Hemiptera; Aphididae. The record is from the annotation of a GenBank genome assembly.